AUGGAGGGAAGUGUGGGUGAUGAUCAGCUGAGGGCAGGUACAGAGCAGCGUAGGAUGAGGAUGAAGGUGAUGGUGGGUAUUGAUGAGAGUGAUGGAAGCUUCUAUGCUCUUAAAUGGGCCAUUGAUAAUCUCUUCACAACAAUGGCUACUGUGGGAGAAGCAACACAUGAGAAUGAAGGAAUGGUGUUUCUGAUUCAUGUUGAACCCAAAGUUCACAACUAUGUGUAUCCCGUUGGACCCGGUGGAGCUGCUUUUUAUCCUGCAUCUGUAGUGGUGGAUUCGGUGAAGAAAGCACAAGAAGAAAGAUCCACAGCUAUUCUCUCUCGGGCAUUGAAAAUGUGCCAUGAUAAGUUGGUGAAAGCAGAAAGCAUAAUUCUGAAUGGGGACCCAAGAGAAAUGAUUUGUGAAGCCGCAGAGCAAAUGCAAGUUAAUCUCUUAGUCAUGGGUAGCCGUGGCCUCGGCACGCUCAAAAGGACAUUUCUUGGAAGUGUAAGCGACUAUUGUGCACAUCAUGCAAGAACACCCAUCCUUAUUGUGAAACCACCAGAGCACAGUAAAAAACAGUAACUGCAG
Messenger RNA from Abrus precatorius (Indian licorice), 573 nucleotides. Its product is annotated as universal stress protein YxiE. Bases 1 to 567 code for a protein of 188 amino acids. NCBI's taxonomy places the organism in Eukaryota, Viridiplantae, Streptophyta, Magnoliopsida, Fabales, Fabaceae. The record is from RefSeq and is a predicted model, not a curated record. The transcript is spliced from 4 exons.